Messenger RNA from Microtus oregoni (creeping vole), 1734 nucleotides. It is a transcript of the gene Mrpl4, whose product is annotated as mitochondrial ribosomal protein L4. The transcript has 9 exons. The record is from RefSeq and is a predicted model, not a curated record. Gene Ontology annotation, molecular function: structural constituent of ribosome. Gene Ontology annotation, cellular component: ribosome. NCBI's taxonomy places the organism in Eukaryota, Metazoa, Chordata, Mammalia, Rodentia, Cricetidae. Gene Ontology annotation, biological process: translation. The coding region runs from base 84 to 968 and encodes 294 amino acids.
UCUAGCGGCGCAGCCUGACGUCAUCAAUACUGGCCGCGAGCCUCCAGGGGGCUCGGGAUCUCCGCUCUGCGAUUUGACCCGCGAUGCUGCGAUUGUUUCGGGCCGCUUCGCAGGCCUGCCAUCGACCCUCUGGCUCCCGGGUCCUCACCUCGCUAGCGGAGCACUCGGCACGGCCAGCCGAGAGCUCGGAGCCGGGGGAUAGCGCGGGUCUCCUAAGUCCCGUGUUGCGCAAAUGCGAGCUCCGGGUCCCCGCGCACCGGCGCCCCGUGCAGGCCUGGGUCGAGUCCCUGCGUGGCUUCGAGCAGGAGCGGGUCGGCCUGGCGGAGCUGCACCCGGAUGUGUUUGCCACGGCGCCCCGGCUGGAUAUUCUGCACCAGGUUGCCAUCUGGCAGAAGAACUUCAAGAGAAUCAGCUAUGCUAAGACCAAGACCAGGGCUGAGGUGAGUGGUGGUGGCCGCAAGCCCUGGCAGCAGAAAGGCAGUGGCCGUGCCCGGCAUGGCAGCAUCCGUUCCCCCAUAUGGCGGGGAGGAGGCGUAGCCCAUGGUCCCCGGGGCCCUACAAGUUACUACUACAUGUUGCCCAUGAAAGUGAGGGCACUGGGCCUCAAGGUGGCCUUGACUGUCAAGCUGAUGCAGGAUGACCUUCACAUCGUGGAUUCUCUGGAACUGCCCACUGCAGACCCUCAGUACCUGACAGAGCUGGCCCAGUACCGCCACUGGGGGAGUUCCGUGCUCCUUGUAGACUUGAUACAUGAAGAGAUGCCCAAGAAUGUUGUGGCAGCCACCUCCAGGCUCAAGAGCUUCAACUUGAUCCCUGCAGUUGGCCUGAAUGUGUACAGCAUGCUCAAACACCAGACUCUGGUCCUCACCCUGCCUUCCAUCGCCUUCCUGGAGGACAAGCUACUCUGGCAGGAUUCAAGAUACACUCCGCUCUACCCCUUCCGCUUGCCCUACAAUGACUUCCCCUGACCCUGCCCUGGGCACCUAGAGGCCCACCCCACUUGGGGACCAGGUCAGCACAUCAUCUGUCCUGCAAAAAGGCUGUUCCCUGGAAGCUGCUGGGUCCCUGGAAGCUGCUGGGUCCUGGUGCCAGAAGCCAAGACAAGUGCCUCCUGGGGAUCUCUUGCCACAUUAAAAGUAAACUCAAUUGUUGACAAGACUUGGGAAUGGAGCUGUCACUGCGUGUGGGGUCUGUCAGCGCUUAGGCUGUUAAUCCAACGCUGAGCAUCCUAGGAGCCUCCUCCAGGGCUCACAUCCUGUUCCUAUGAAUGCCCAGCAUAUAUGGAUACAUCCUAUGUAAUGUAUAUUACAGUACAAUGUCAGGAGGAGCUUCUUCCUGCUGCCAGUAUAUUACAGUACAAUGUCAGGAGGAGCUUCUUCCUGCUGCCAGUAUAUUACAGUACAAUGUCAGGAGGAGCUUCUUCCUCCUGAGGCAGAUGCUGGGAACAUGCACGGGUGCCAAGCCAGCAGCCUGCAUUCACUUCUGGAGGGUCCGCCAGCUGUGUGCCAUGCGGGCUUCCUCUGACAGCUUUCCUCAGGCACAGAAUCAGACAAACCAGUGUCAUGUGUUCUUGUGAUAAAACAAAAAAUCUGUUUAAAGACAACACGCCGGUAUUCCCAGUUUUGCUUUUUAUUUUUGUUUGUCAAGACAGGGUUUCUCUUGGGGGCUGGAGAGAUGGCUCAGAGGUUAGGAGCACUGCCUGUUCUUCCGAAGGUCCUGAGGUCUCUGUAUAAC